Messenger RNA from Drosophila mojavensis, 4054 nucleotides. RefSeq names its product tyrosine-protein phosphatase non-receptor type 61F (gene Ptp61F). The coding region runs from base 420 to 2093 and encodes 557 amino acids. The record is from RefSeq and is a predicted model, not a curated record. Gene Ontology annotation, molecular function: protein tyrosine phosphatase activity. Gene Ontology annotation, biological process: protein dephosphorylation. Lineage: Eukaryota; Metazoa; Arthropoda; Insecta; Diptera; Drosophilidae. The transcript has 6 exons.
UUUGCGGAAAGAAAAAAGGCGAGAAGGAGAAAAACAUUACUAAUCAAGACUAAACGCACGCAUUUGGUGUUUUAACACAGUAUCAAUUGAAUAAUGUGUCAAAUGCUGACCGUUUAUAGUUAAUUAUUUAUAAAUAAUCCCCGCCAGCAUUCGCGGUACAGCGUGUUAGCAACAGACGAACAACCAACCAACAAACCGUCAGACCGUCGCCGCAGUAGUCAAAUUUUCUUACGCACUAUUUGCUCGGUUGUUUCAGAGUCGUUUGUGUCUGUUGGUGUGUCGGUGUGUGGAAAACAAAACGCAAAACGUACGAAAAAGAAAAGUAAGCCAGCUAGCGAGCGAGCAAUAGCAGCAGACAUUACAAAUAAAUCGAAAUUCUAAAAUAACAAGCAACACACACAAUCAUAAUUAAGUGUACAAUGAGUGAGAAACGUGCUGCAACGCCGACAAGGGAUAAUGCCAGGCUCAAAAUCGAACAGGAAUAUAAUGACAAAAAAAAUGGAUCGGGUUGGAAUCGAUACUACAAGGAAAUAUGUGAAAUAUGCGAACGCGGGGCCAAAACGCAAAUGUACACCACACUGGAAUCGGAUCGUCCACAGAAUCGAGGACUGAAUCGAUAUAGAGAUGUCAAUCCCUAUGAUCAUUCGCGCAUUGUGCUAAAACGCGGCACUAUUGAUUACAUCAAUGCCAACCUGGUGAAGCUGGACCGUGCCGAUCGUCAAUAUAUACUGACACAGGGUCCGCUGCAGGAUACGGUGGGUCACUUUUGGUUGAUGGUCUGGGAGCAAAACUCACGCGCUAUUCUAAUGCUCAACAAGCUGAAGGAGAAGAAGCAGGUUAAAUGCCAUCCCUAUUGGCCGGAUCAGCUGGGAGCCAAUAAUGCGCUUAAUCUAAAAGAUGUUAAUCUGUCUGUGGAGCUGAUUCGCUGCGAGAACUAUCAGAACUUUGUGCGGCGGUGGUUCAAAUUAACUGAUCUCGAAACGAAUAAGAGUCGUGAAGUUAUGCAAUUCCAUUAUACAACCUGGCCGGACUUUGGCAUACCCAGUUCACCGGAUGCAUUUCUAAAGUUCUUACAGCAGGUGCGCGACUCAGGUGCACUCAAGGAGGACGUCGGUCCAGCUGUGGUCCAUUGCAGUGCCGGCAUUGGACGAUCUGGCACAUUUUGCUUGGUCGACUGCUGUCUGGUGCUGGUGGACAAGUAUGGCGAGUGCAAUGUAUCGAAAGUACUGUGCGAACUGCGCACCUACCGACUGGGACUUAUACAAACGGCUGAUCAGCUGGAUUUUUCAUAUCAGGCAAUAAUCGAGGGCAUCAAAAAACUGAACGAUCCUAGCUUUCUUAGUGCUGAAGAGCCAAUCAUUAGCAAUGAGACGGAUCCGCACAUGCAGGAUGAGCAACCGCCUCCAUUGCCUCCACGUUCUCAUUCGCUGAACUUGCCACUGGCGCCCAAUACAGGUGGAGUGCUCUCUCUGGAUAUGCGAGCAGCGCAAGCCAAUGGUGACAAUGUGACCAUAGGCGAUGACAAUGGAUUAAUGACCACCGAUAAGCAGACGCUGAGCAGCAAGGAUGCUCUCAACAAUAUCAUAAGCAGUCAACCUGAGAUCAUAAAUGCCGAAGUAGCAGAUAGUUUGCUUAACAAUCGUCCACUCCCGCCGCUGCCCAAGUUGCCAAAGCAUAGCGAACUGGAAUCGGAUAGCGAUGACGACGACGAAGCCUAUGAUGACAACGAAGAUGAUGAAGAUGAGGAAUAUGAGAAUAUUAAUGAGCACAAGGCGGAGCCAGCCAAUGGCGAUGUCACAAACCUUAAGCCCCAUGAAGAUGAUGUUAAUGCCAACAGCGAAAAGCCAACAGCGAUUGAUCAGCACAAGGUCAACGGCAUUGAUGUGACGAGUACCGGGGAUGAGCUGAAACGGCGAAAACGCAAUGAAUACCAAGCAAAUCUGGAACAGAAAGUCAACGAAAUUAAGCGCAAACAGCGUGAAAACGAGGACAAUCAGCAGGCGGCGAAAAAACGAAGGUCAUUACUCACAUAUAUUGCCGCUGGUGUUGUUGUGGGCGUCAUUGCCGUCUACGCGUACACGAAGCUAGGUUAAGUCCUUGCCGUUAGCCACAGAAAACAGUAGUAGACCGUAGAAGUUGUAGCAAUUGAAUCAGAAUAUAGUGGCAUAGUAGCGUGACAGUGAUUCCCAAUUCUGGGCAUAUGUAUCUAUGUAUGUGUAUGUAUAUGUAUGUAUGUAGGUCUUAUCGAGCUAACAUCAAAUGUCAGCGCGACACAAAUUCUUGCACACACACACACAAACACGCACAGAGAUACAAAUACACCCACACAUACACACACGAGUUGGACAGCGAACAAUGCGAUGAUAAAGUCGCAUUAGUUGAAACGAUAAUGACAAUGCAAAUUAGGGAAUUUUUUUUAUAUAUAAAAUAAAAAAACAAGAAAAAAACAGGACAAGAAAUAAAACAACAGCAACAUUUAAAACUUAGGAAAGCACAAAAGUUAGAUUCUUGCGCAAUAGACUGACAUUUUAGAACAAAUUUUUCUCGAUACACUUAACAAAAAAGAAAAGAAAAAAAAGCAAAAACUAUAACAAUGAAUGAAACAUACGCAAACAAAAAGAUGAACAGAACAAACCUUAAAACAUAUAUAUCUAUCUAUAUAUCGACUUGAAUUAAUCGUGCAAAUGCAUUUUUAUUUUGCGCUCGCUAACCUAUGUACAAUUUUUUCACUUAUUUGAUAUGAAAUAAAACAAAAACCUUAUAAGAAGAAGAAGAGAAAGAAACGUUGCUAUCUAAAAUAUUUUAUAUGUAUAUUGUGCACGACCGACCACGCCCAUGCCCACGCUUCACUUGUUGUUAAACACUUACGUUUCGUAAACAUUUUGAAAUACCAGUCUGUGCAUGCAUAUAUAUUCAUAUACAUAUAUAUAUCUAAACAUAUAUAUGUAUGUGUAUCCGUACGCGAUGUGUUGUUAUUUAUGAGGAAUUAUGAUGAAACACACUUGUUUUACUAAUUUAACGGCAAUGAAUGCAUUAAUGUGCCAAAACAAAAACCAAACAAUUGAAUGGAAAAAUUAAUUGAAAUGAAAAAGAAUAUGGAAAUUAUUGGAAAGCUAACUUUGCGCGCUAUUUUUAAAUUUACUUUACCAAAAAAAUAAAUAAAUAAAAAAAAAACGAAGAGGAGGAAGAAUAAGACGGAAAUGAACAAGAAAAUUAAAUUGAAAGUGGAAAUCGCAAACGCCGAUUAAAGCAAUAAAAAUAAUGCAAAUAUGUAGCACAAAAAUAAUAUAUAAAAUUUAUAUAUAUACAUAUAUAAAAUAAUGGAAAAUCUAUAUAUAACAUAAUAUAUGAUACGAGGGAAACAUUUUGUAUUCUAACAAUAGCAUUAAAAUAUAUGUGAACUUAAAGCAGAUAAGAUGAUAAAACAAAACAAAAAGCAAAAGAAUGAGUUAAACUAUUUAAUGGUUUUUAGUAGUAAGAUGCUAUCUUUGAACCCCCUCCUUCACAUUUUCCAGCAUAUACAAAAGCAUAUAUAUAUAUAUACAUUAUAUAUUAAAAUACACAUAAAAUACGUGUAGCGUAAGAAAAAAGCGUCACCGAUGAAGAAACGCAAGUAAACCUAAAUGAAUUAUUUUUAUAUGUGUAAUUCACAAAUUUAACAACUAAAAUUUAACCAACCACCCACAAUGAGAAAGCGAGUGCGCUUAGAAUGACGACGACGACGACGAUGACGAUGAUGAUUUUUAUAAUAUACAUACAUAUAUAAACCUAUUAAAAAUACAUAUUUAUAUAAAAUAUAUAUUUAAAAACAAGUAACAAAUGAACAAUACCUAUAGUAAUACCUAGUUAACUGAACAUUGGCUAAGUACACUGACACAAAUCCAACAAAAAAACACACACACAAUAAUAUAAAUAUAUAUAUCUAUAUUUAUAAAUAUAUAUCUCAUUCGAUAUAUAUAUACCUAUAUAAAUAUAUAUAUUUAUAUGUAUAUGCCUAAUGAGUAAAGAGACAAAAAACGAAAGUAUUCAAAUAAAGUUACAUUUAAGAUACAAA